UCCAAAGAAAAUAAUAUGGCGCUCAGAAAACAUUGAUUUGCUACAGGAAUACAUCAUUAAAGCUCAAGACAAUCAUUGCUGGACAGUGCUACUAAGUUUUCAGAAGCAAGCGGAAUAAUAUAAUCGAAAAUCCGAAAAAUGGCCGGUGCGAAGACAGCCCUACUACUAAGAGAGCUUGAGCAGGUGCUCCCUCUGCUGGACCCUGCAAGACGGGAGCUAGCCACACUGUGUUCACCCCAUCCACACAUUGAGAGAAACGUUCAAAACGAAGAUAGGUUACAAAAAGAGAUAAGUGAACUACAGCGAGACAACGCGGAAUUUCUUGACGCACUUCAGACGAAAGCUGACGAGUAUUGUAUGCUAGACAAAAAAAAGUAAACAGCAAGACGAACAAAUCGAACAGUUGGAAACAGAGAAAAGGGAGCAAAGCGAACUAUUCCAAGAAAUAAAACGGCAAGUUUUAGAUCUAAAGGGAGAAAAAGAGAGGAUAUGCAUACAAAUGGAAGAACAACAUUCUAAAUACCAAACGUUGGAGAAGAGAUGCGAGAGCCAAAAACAGGAGAAUGUGGCGCUGCAAGCUCAAAUGAAGUCCACUGACGAUCACGAAGUUGAGCACAAAAGACAAAUACGGCAUCUGGAAUCUGAUCAGGAAAUAUUGAAAGAAGAGCUACGUACAGCCAAGGAAAGGGUAAGCUCAUUGCUUGGCGAACGACUGACCUUGAGUGCAGGGGUCUCUGAUUUAAGUGACCCGUAUGGUCCAACCAAGAUAGCGGAAAUGUACUCUGCGCUCUACGAUGACCUAUGGACCGACGCCUACCAGGUCAGCGAGGUGGUGUUUCAGGGAAAGAGAGAAAAGAACCGGGUCAAGAAGCUUAUACAAGUUUUGGUCUUGUACAUAAAUUUUGCAAGGAGAAACAACACCAAGAUGCAAAUAUUUUAAGAGCAAUGUUUCGGAAGUCCCCGAAUAAUUGUGAGCAACUACCGCAAGAUGUAAACCGUAUUCUUCGAGAUGUGUUGCGAGUGUCAUACGAAAUGGCUAUUGGAAACAUUAACAAGAAAUUCUCAGAAGAGCUUGAUAAUUCUAAAGUGGUAUGCAAGUUUGCAAGUGAGAUACCACAAUUUGUGGAGGCGUGUUUCCACAUCUGCUGGUUAAUGCUGAUGCAUGAUCCACCAGUCGUCAUCCAGAAAAACGUCACCAAAGGGUCUCCGUUCGAUAAAGGUUCAUACAAGCCAUAUAUGACGACGGGAGAUAAAAUAGAUUACGUUGUAUGGCCAGCCUUACUACUGCACGAAGACGGUCCCGUAAUUGCUAAAGGGGUUGUCGAGUGCUUUAGGUCAACUGCGUACAAACAAAAGACGACUUGUAUAAAACCCGAAAAACAACAAGUGGGAUAUCCAGAAAUAGAUGAUGCUCAUGCGCGAUUUGACAAUAAUUUCGAUGAUAUUGAUUAAGGGAAAAUGAUUGACAAUUAAAAUAUUCACGAAACGGGACAUCGAAAUAAAACUGAUGCUGAGCAAAAUGUCACGGGAGUUCUAUUAAACCCCAAGGAAAUGGCUAAUACGACGUGUGCUAAUAUUGACAAACCAACGAAACAGACAGAUUAUCCCGAGGAACUUGUACCUACUGGAACCGAACUGCGAAAGUUGAACUAUUACAGGAUUACAUUUCGAUCUGAAAUGGACUGAAAGUUUAGAAAAGUAGAUUCACAAUACUGAAUUACGUGUUCUUAGCAAAAAUGAAUUAUAAUACAUUGCGUUUGCUUUGUUUCUCAAUCAAAAAUUCAAAGAACCGACUGUGGGGAAUAUUCCAGAAUGCAUCUGCAGGACGAUCACCGCUUUGUAUGAACACUUCCUUUUACCAGGAUCUGUUUUUAUAAGCUUGUACCGUCGAAAAUUCAUGAGUUUAUACUAACUAUACUCUAACACGUGAGUUUGGUUAGUGGUCACCAAGCCGGACAAGUGGGUUUUCUCCGGGUACUCCGGUUUCCCCCACAACACAAGACCACACCCUCGCGCAACAUCGUGCCAACGAGAGUGACUUAGUAUAAGUUAUUAUAACUUUCUUCACAAUCGUUCUAAAAUGUAUAGUGUUUAAACUAACAUUUAACGAUUUGCAAUGUCUAGGGUGCAGUUAAAGUGACUCUUUUAAAAUCAAUACAUACACAUGAUAAACAAACAUAAAUGUUGAGUGAUAAACCUUAAACUACUUACUAAAUAAUGCAUUUAUGGAAAAUAUACAUUACUGAAAACUAGAAUGUAACGGUGUAUUUAAUAACGCAAAAAUAUUAAAUGAUUGGUGAGUGCUAAUGGAUUUACUGUGAUCUACUAUCGUCUACAUAUUGGUAGAAAUACCGUGUUUUCUGCACCUUUCUUUCAAAUUAA
Messenger RNA from Mya arenaria, 2382 nucleotides. RefSeq lists its product as uncharacterized. The record is from RefSeq and is a predicted model, not a curated record. The coding region runs from base 802 to 1452 and encodes 216 amino acids. The transcript has 8 exons. NCBI's taxonomy places the organism in Eukaryota, Metazoa, Mollusca, Bivalvia, Myida, Myidae.